Molecule: messenger RNA, 1261 nt
Organism: Leptopilina heterotoma
Lineage: Eukaryota; Metazoa; Arthropoda; Insecta; Hymenoptera; Figitidae
Exons: 2
Coding region: 725-1261 (178 amino acids)
Source: RefSeq, a predicted model, not a curated record
UUUUAUUCGCCGCGUACAAAUUAAUAAAUUUUGUCAAUAAUUGAAUUCUAAUCUUUUCUUAUUCACGUCAAAUCGAGAAUCAACAUUUAUUUUCUCCUUCCGAGAAUUAUUCUCUUAUUUAUCCACUUUCGCAAAAUGCAUAGUUUCAAACCUGUAAAAUAGCGAACCGUCAGAUCGCUGGUCAACACAAUUAUUGUAAACAUAAGAAAACUGAUACUUCGAUAUUCUUUCAUGUAAAACUUAACACCGCGAGUUCUUGACUUCUCAUCGCCCGGAUUACUGCCGAGAUAUUGCUCCGUAUUCGUCCAACAUGGGAAAUGUUUCCUUACUUAUUACUGGAAAUAAAUGCUGGUCAUAUUAAUUGGCAGUAAAACUAAUAUCCAUCGGCGAGGACAUCAGCUGUCAUAACACUGGCCGCAGCCAUCUUGCGAACCAGUCGUCGUCGUGCAGUGCCCCUCGCGGAGACUAAGCGAACUUUUAUGAACUCUUCUCGACAGUCGGUAAUUUACCUAAUUACUGACUGUUGCGCAUCGAUUACCAUCGGAAAAUCUAUGUAACAAGUGCGCGUGGGACUCACCACGAAGUGGAGAUGCGCGUCGACUUAGGCGUCCCCGUCGGCCAUUUAAUUGAUUCUCGUUUUUGUCGUUGUAUUGACAGGUCGCAGUAGACCACGUUCUUAUAAUAAUUAAAAUUUUAUCUAAUUGUGCACUCUUUCCUGGUGAUAAUGAGCCGUGGGACAAUGAGGGGACGUCGGCGUAUCUCCGAGGAGAUAUUGCUUGGUCCACGUCGACUGGACUAUGAGGAGGAGGUUGAUUGUUGGGUGACAGCUCGCCAUUUGCUCACACGAGGACGUUUCCCCUAUCAGGAUUCCUUGUUUUCCGAGAGCGAUUUGGAGGAAAUUCGCCGCUCCAUCGGCCAGGCUGUACCUAUCCGCCUGUCACCGGAGGAGGAAAUCUUCUUACCCAGGGUAGAGAGUCCAGAACCAGCCCCUCAUGAAGAUUGGGCCUUAAGGCCUCAAUCAACCCCAAAUAAUUUGCCAGAAGCUGGCCCUUCACUUCACGGGCCCCAGCCGGCGUUGAAGAAAUCCCUGGCCCAAAAUCCAACUUACCCCAGGAUUAAUAAACCCAAAUACUGGGGAGUGGAUAAGGCUCGUCGGGGCAUUUGUGGUAAAUGCCACCAGCCAGGUCAUGGUUACCUUUCAUGUCCACGUCUCUCUGAACAGAGACCAACGACAAAUUACCCGAACCAUUCGGCAAAUUAA